AUGAUCCUGCCCUCCAUUCUGCUGCUUGUUGCCCACACCCUGGGAGCAAAAAUUGAAUGUGGUACGAGACCCCUGUAUGACAGCAGAACUCGCCACUCCAGGAUCAUAGGAGGGCAGGAGGCUGAGGUGGGUGAGUUUCCAUGGCAGGUGAGCAUUCAAGAGAAGAGACAUCAUUUCUGUGGUGGCUCCAUUCUCAGCAAGUGGUGGAUCAUCACCGUGGCUCACUGCUUUUAUGAUGAUGAGAUUUCCCCAAGAGAACUGACUGUCAAAGUGGGAACUAAUGACUUAGCUGCCUCACCCGUGGAAAUACAGGUCGCCAACAUAAUUCGCCACAAAAACUUUAAAAGAAUCAACAUGGACAAUGAUAUUGCCUUGUUGCUGCUGGCCAGCCCUAUCCAUUUCAACGACCUGACAGUGCCCAUCUGCCUGCCUCUCCAUCCCGCCCCUUCCAGCUGGCAUGAAUGUUGGGUGGCAGGAUGGGGCAUAAUCAACUCAGCCGACAAAUUAUCUAUGACAACUGACCUGAUGAAGGUGCCAAUGCGUAUUACGGACUGGAAGGAAUGCACGGAGGUGUUUCCAAUGCUGACCAAUAACAUGCUGUGUGCUGCAUAUGAUAAUGAGAGCUAUGAUGCCUGCCAGGGAGACAGUGGGGGACCUCUUGUCUGCAAUGCAGAGCCUGGCAGCAGGUGGUACCAGGUGGGCAUCAUCAGCUGGGGCAGGAGCUGUGGACAAAAAGGCUCCCCAGGAAUAUACACCGUGCUGUUGAACUAUACCCAGUGGAUUGAGAAAAUAGCCCAGACAGAGGGGAAGCCCCUGGAUAGUGAACAUUGGAGGGUCUCUGUCAAGAAGAAAGCCAGAAAUCACAGCCAAUUCUCCAAAUGUCCAGCAUUGAGCCAUCCCCAAAGUUGGCUUCUGCCUUAUCUUCUGUCCUGUGUGUUACUCAGAGCCCUGUCCAACUGGGAAUAA
This is a messenger RNA of Chionomys nivalis (European snow vole), 966 nucleotides long. RefSeq names its product serine protease 55 (gene Prss55). The transcript has 5 exons. Gene Ontology annotation, biological process: proteolysis. Gene Ontology annotation, molecular function: serine-type endopeptidase activity. The record is from RefSeq and is a predicted model, not a curated record. NCBI's taxonomy places the organism in Eukaryota, Metazoa, Chordata, Mammalia, Rodentia, Cricetidae. The coding region runs from base 1 to 966 and encodes 321 amino acids.